Molecule: messenger RNA, 4497 nt
Organism: Hypoxylon trugodes
Lineage: Eukaryota; Fungi; Ascomycota; Sordariomycetes; Xylariales; Hypoxylaceae
Product: ABC multidrug transporter
Exons: 1
Coding region: 11-4360 (1449 amino acids)
Biological process (GO): transmembrane transport
Cellular component (GO): membrane; fungal-type vacuole
Molecular function (GO): ATP hydrolysis activity; ATP binding; ABC-type peptide transporter activity
Source: RefSeq, a predicted model, not a curated record
GCCGGUUGUGAUGCUAUUGUCAGCCUGCACCCUUUCGUUGCGCAUUUCAAAACGCUCCAAGGCCGAAGCCAUUGAAGAGGACCAACCCAUUGGCGCCGUUCGAACAAGGAUCCCCAUUGUCUAUGAUAUUCUUCAACAGAUCGUACGCGUCUUAUUACUAUCAUUGAUCAUCUUAGGCUGUGUGCAAGAUAGAUCUUCCACUGUGCCUGAGGCUUGUGCUAUUGGCUAUACCUUGGCCUUAGAUGCGAUUCGUAUCUUAGCAACUCGAAACAAGGAGAACAGAUCAGCAAUUAUACAUCAUGUCAAUCUUAUUGUAUUCGUUGAUGCGGUAAUUGCUUUUAUUCAGCUGUCUCCAAGAGUUUUAUUUAUCAGCACACGAGAAACUCAUGGUAGCCCUUGGUUACCUUUGAAAUUCGCCGCAUCUCUUCUCAGCAUAUUCUUCGCUUUCAUCACGCCUCGGGAAUGGACGCCUCCAAGAUUAUCGUUUGAAUUGGCCCAUCGAGAACAACCGGCGCCAAGCCCUGAACAAACAUGCUCUUAUUUCUCUUACUUCGUCAGCUACGGCUGGUUGACGGACAUCAUCUGGACGGGAGCAAAAAGGCGUCUAGUAUCAGCGGACCUACUUCCAGUACCGGAAUACGACGAGCCUCUUGUUUGGAGAGAGCGGAUUCUAGAUGCACGAAAACGAUUCAAGACAACCCUCAAAACGCUUGGUUACACUUUGCGCCAUAACAUUGGCAUCAUGGUAUUUUUCGCCGCUCUUACGGCUGUCGUCGAGUUUAUUGCGCCUCUUGGGCUUUACAAACUCCUCAAUUAUAUCCAGGACCCGUCAGCCGCUACAAUUCGUCCUUGGCUGUGGGUUGCAUUAUUAUUCAUUGGGCCGACGCUGAGAUCGGUCGCCUACCAACAAUAUAUCUUCUCGAGUACUCGUUUAGUCGUACGUACACGACUUUGUCUCGUACAAGAGAUUUAUGCUAAGGCAUCGCGUAUUUUCGAUACCGACGACGCCGAACACGACAAACAGAAAGCAGAGAAUUCCGAAGAUGCCGCCAAGCCAUUGGACGAUAAUGGCAAGCCGAAACCAAAGAGAAACAGCAAAUCCGAGAGUAUUACAAAUCUGAUGGCAUACGAUGUAGAUGCCAUCUGGAGUUCCCGAGAUUUCAUCUUGGUUUGCACCGCCAGUCCAAUCGAAGUCACAAUGGGUGUCGUUUUCCUAUACAUUCUAUUCGGUCCAUGCUCCCUCAUAGCCUUGGCAGUCAUGUUGCUCUCCUUCCCCAUCGCGACAUUACUAUCCCGGAAAAUGUCCGGAUUCCAACGCGAAGUAAUGAAGAAAACGGAUCGUCGCGUAUCGCUUAUUUCGGAGUAUCUCUCAUCCAUUCGAACGAUAAAAUACUUAGGAUGGGAAGACAUCAUGGCAAACAACGUCAACACCGAGCGCCGACACGAGGAAGGAUUAACAUGGUGGAGGAACCUUACGGCCGUUGCAGUUGCAGUCCUCGGUGACUUCGUGCCAAUGUUUGCCUUGUUCACUAUGUUCGCGGUAGAUACACUAGCUCUCGGCCAUCCCCUUACCGCAUCAAGAGCAUUCACGGCGCUAUCUAUUAUCGAAACAUUAAGAUUGCAAUUCGUGUGGAUUGCGAAUGUCACGCGAUUUAUUUCCCAGGCUCAAGUCGCAUUCGGAAGAAUCGACAAGUUCAUGCUAGGUGAACAAGAAACUGUCAGACAUCCAGAAGGCGCUCCUGCUUUCAAUGGUGCGACGUUCCGCCGGGCUCAACAUCCGGACAGCUUCAAACUACAGGUCGAUGGAAAAUUCGUCGUUGGUGGUCUCAAUGUUAUUGCCGGCGCUUCCGGAAGCGGAAAAUCGAGUUUGCUGCUAUCGCUCCUUGGCGAAACCAUACUAGAAGAAGGCACCGCGACAUGUCCACGAGAUAUCUCCUACUCUUCGCAGAUUCCUUGGCUUCUUAAUGACACCAUUCGAGCCAAUAUUCUUCUACACGAGGACUAUGAUGAGAAGCGUUAUGACCGAGUUAUCAACGCCUGUGGUUUACGCCCGGAUCUUGAUAACUUCGAGAACAAGGAUCUCACGAAUGUAGGAGUUAAUGGAUCAAACCUCUCUGGUGGACAGCGACAGCGGGUCUGCUUGGCACGUGCCGUAUAUGCGAGAUCUCAGCUUCUCCUACUAGACGAUGUCUUCUCAGCUCUUGACUCGGUAACUCAAAAGCACGUAUGGGAGAACUGUUUCCACAAGGAUGUACUUCAAGGCCGUACAGUAAUCUUGGUGACGCAAAUGCAAGCCGCGAAAGAUGGCGCAGAUCUGGUCAUGGAGUUAUCGCACGGGCGCCUCGUCUCGACCACACGUCGCGGUGGUGUGACUGUAGAGGGCCCUCUAUUCCCACCGAUGCCUCAGCAAAUCCCAUUGAGACCCAAGAGGCCGUUGGAGAUUAUCACGGAAUUGAGCGAAAUCCGCAACCCAUCCCAUGUAGAAAAGAUUGAAGCCAAGGUAGACCAAGAAAUCGCCGGUCAGGGACGAAAUUCAAGGUUACUAUUCUGGCACUACAUGCUUUUCUUCGGCGGAACCGGACAGGCAAUGCUUGCUCUAUUCCUCUGCCUCCUCGCGCAACUCGCAUUCUUCGCUAUUCCCCUGUGGCUCUCCGUCUGGGUAGGCGCAUCAUCGAGUGAAGAUGCCAAGACCGUCGCAUUCUACGUUAUCACAUACGGCGCAUGGCUCCUUUCCUUCUCCGCAAUCUCCGCCGUGAGCCAAGCAUACCUCCAAUGGGGCGCUCGCAGAGCAGCCCAUACCCUACACAAGAAGCUCGUCAGAGCUGCUCUAUGGGUAUCGGUUCAUUGGUACGACAAGAACCCACCCGGUCGAUUAAUCAACCGUUUUUCUAGUGACACAUACUCCCUCGACACAGUCCUUGUCGGGUACCUCCGAAUCGCCAUUGAUAACAUAUUCCGCUUCAUGCUGCGGCUCACAGCCAUUGGGUCUAUCAUGCCUAUCUUCGCUCUCCCAGCGGCGCUAAUCUGCAGUGUUGGAUUAGUCUGUGCGGAGAUGUACACCCGCGCGCAAUUAUCCGUUAAAGCGUUAACAUCAGCCUCCCAAUCUCCGAUCUUCUCGUUUUUUGUGGAAAGUCUAGCUGGUAAAGCCGUUAUUCGGUCGCGCUCCGGAAUGCAAGAAGCCUUUGCGGAUGACCUAGCUAGGCGCAUGCGCGUGUAUGUUCGCGCCGCUGAGACACAGUACAAUUUGAACAGAUGGAUUUGCGUUAGAGCCGAUGGAUGCGCGGCCGUUAUUGCACUAUUUACUGGUGUUAUAGCCAUAGCCAUGGGAUCCAGUGCUCCGGCCGGUCGAUUAGGUUUCUCUCUAACGAGUGCCAUUGGUCUUGGACAGACAAUUCUUACUAUGGUGAGAAACAUGAACGAGUUAGAAGCCGAGUUGAACUGCUUUUACCGAGUCCGCGAGUAUGCAUCAUUGCCGUUAGAGAAUGAGCGCGAUGAAGACGAGGAAGUUGUUACCCCGCCUGAGUCGUGGCCAUCUCAGGGCAACGUGGAGUUCCGCGGCGUUACUGUAAAAUACGCACUCGAUGGACCAAAUAUCCUAGAAGACCUGUCGCUAACCGUUUCCCCUGGCGAGAGGGUCGCUGUGGUGGGCCGAACGGGAAGUGGCAAGUCAACGCUCGCGCUAUCGCUUCUUGGCUUCACGAACGUCACUAAAGGUGCUAUAUUGGUGGAUGGUGUUGAUAUAAAUAAGAUCCCACUCGAGGUGCUUCGUCGUCGAUUGACGAUUAUCCCCCAAGAACCCGUUUUAUUUAAGGGUGACGUUAGGUUCAACGUUGACCCCGCGCAAAUUGCUCCCGACGAGCAUCUAACAGAGGCUAUUGACGCUUGCAGUGCUGUAGAGUCGCUGAGAGUACGGUCGCAAGAACCUGGCUCCGACUCAUCAUCAGCAGCACCAUUGAAUUUGGAUACCCCGGUCGCUUCGGGUGGCUCUAAUUUCUCCGUUGGACAAAGACAGGUGUUAAGUCUUGCACGUGCCACUGUCCGUCGAUCUAAGGUAGUAGUGUUGGAUGAGGCAACAGCAUCCCUUGAUCACGUAUCCGAUGCGGCAGUACAACAAGUUCUCCGGUCGGCAUUCCGCGGAAACACGAUUCUAGCUAUCGUACAUAGGCUCUCGACUAUAAUGGAUUAUGACCGAGUCGUUGUUAUGGAAAGCGGGAAGCUUAAGGAGAUGGGACCGCCUCUAGAGCUUUACAAGCAACAGGGGACUUUCUACGGUAUGGUUAGACAAAGCAUUGAACAUGGAAAAGGAGGAGAGUGGACAUCGGAGAAACUUGAAUCCCUAGAAUCGAGCACUAGGACCUAGACAUCGGCACUAGCAUGGCUGCCGGGAGAGAAAGGUCUAGAGUAGCGGAUCGCAUUUCGCAAGGGCAUGGAUUUCAGAGCAUAUGAUAGAGGAUACAAGGUCAGCACUAUAGAAGCAUGCGCCAUGUUUGAUUGAAC